GCCCAAACUAGGUCCGCGGGCCGGGUGCCCGAGCGCCGGUUAUGGACCCGGGAGGACCCGGCCGCUGCGGGGCCCCCGGGGCCGCCUCGCCCGCGCCGCCACCGUUCGCGCGCAUCGCCCCGUCACUUUUCCUCGGGAGUGGGCGCACCGCGGCCGCGCCAGAGCUGCUGGAGCGCGCGGGCGUCAGCCUGUGCGUCAACGUCUCGCGUCAGCAGCCCGGCCCGAGCGCGCCCGGCGUGGCCGAGCUGCGCGUGCCCGUGUUCGACGACCCGGCCGAGGACCUGCUGACGCACCUGGAGCCCACCUGCGCCGCCAUAGAGGCCGCGGUGCGCGCCGGCGGCGCCUGCCUAGUCUACUGCAAGAACGGCCGCAGCCGCUCGGCCGCCGUGUGCACCGCCUACCUCAUGCGGCACCGCGGCCUCAGCCUGGCGCAGGCCUUCCAGGCGGUGAAGAGCGCCCGCCCGGUGGCCGAGCCCAACCCGGGUUUCUGGGCUCAGCUUCAGAAGUACGAGGAGGUCCUGCAGUCCCUGUCCCGCCCGCCCGGGGAGCCCUCGGGACCGGGCUCCCGAACGAGAGAAGAGCUCCAGAAUGAGCCCUAGUCCUACAACCCUUGGAGAUGACCCAGCGCCCAAAGCAGGGCGCAUGGAGUUGAAGGUAGUUCAAGCGCUGCCUGGAGGAUGAUCUUCCUCCUCCCUUCCCUUCUUCCUCGUUGUCGUACAGAGUUUACAUUUCACCUUAAAUGCAGCUCUUGUGCCCUUUGACGGUACUGCAGGAGCGUAUCCACUUAGGAAGGGACUGAGAGCAUCCCUUCCUUAGGUUUAUCAACAGGGCUUGGUCAGGAAAGUCAAUACCACUUGAGAAAUUUUAGGCAGGAAGGUAUUUAAUACAGAGAGCAAGGCCAGGGAGCCAAGGUCAGGAGAUGGGAAAUACAGGAGUCCUGGAGACCCAACCCCCCACCCCCGCCCUGACUGCCUGCCACCUGUUAAGGCCACAGGGGCUUUUCCCAGACCUCAUGCUGGUCCCAUCUUGGAAUCCGGCACGGGACCCAGACUUGUAGUUUCUACCAUACACAGGCCAGGAUGUGAGGCUGCGUGACAGCCUAGCACGGGCACCCUUGGGGCUCUGGGCGCCUGUGCCCACCUCCUAUCUUACAGCCUAACAUCCUGCAGCCACCAUCAUCUCAAAGACGCACUGGCCACCUGUGCAUCUGAGUGUGUUGAUUCCUCUUUUGGUUCAGACACCCCUCACCUGGUUCCUAUGGCCUAAAGACUGUAGAAAAUCAAUCACCGUAGGGCGCCUGCGUGACUUAGUUAAGCGUCUGACUCGGGGUUUCAGCUGAGGUCAUGAUCUCACAGCUUGUGAAUUUGAGCCCCAUGUCAGGCUCUCUGCUGACAGUGUGGAGUCUGCUUGGGAUUCUCUCUCUCCCUCUCUUUCUGCCCCUCCCCUGCUCACUCGCUCUUUCUCCUCGCUCAGGAUAAAUAAACUUAAAAAAAAUUAAUCACCAUCAACACUCCUUAAAUAGGAAAGGGAAAGAAUAAAAAGGGGAAACUGGGCUAUAAUGCGAGUUACAAAGAAUACAGUCCCUGCUAAAUAUAUGCUACUGUAUACAUAAUAAGGUAAUUGAUAAAAUAUCACAAUCAGUUUUUAACAUUUCCUCUUGCCGCUAGUCAUUUCAUGUUCCCUUUCUCCUCAGCCAGCACCUCGCUGGUCCUAGUCUUUCCCGGUGAGAUGACUCACGCCUUCAUUCUGAAGGGCCCUGAGUGGCCCUGCUUGUGUUACUGCUGUGGCCGCCAUCACCUACCACACGAGCGGGAUUACCGGACGCAUCAGGAGAAUGUCCUGAGCUCAGUGUCCUCCUCCCGGCAAGACAGGAUCAGUCCCUCCACCCAGCAGAGCAACCCCUGAUUUGCCCGCUGUGUCAGUGGCCCGGGGAGCCUGGAACAGCCAGCCGGUGUCCCAGCGCGCCAUCCAGGGGAACGUGCGUGUCCCUGGUGGAAACAUGCCACCUGGGAACGGAACCCCUGACUCAGCAGAGCCCAAAGCUGUCCGAUGGGAAGCUCACACCAGGAGGCAUGGAGAUGGUUGUGAAAGGGGCUCCCUCCCCACCCCGCUUACACCUGCACCUGAGCUCUGACCCCCCUGCGUUGGCCCCGGCUCAGCACAUGCACCACAGCUGGUAGCUGGCGCCCAGCCCCUCUCCACGUGGCUCUGUGGCUCCCUGCAGCCAAGCCGGUUUCUACCACCUUUACAAAGGG
Panthera uncia (snow leopard) is the source of this 2255-nucleotide messenger RNA. RefSeq names its product dual specificity phosphatase 28 (gene DUSP28). Bases 42 to 599 code for a protein of 185 amino acids. The record is from RefSeq and is a predicted model, not a curated record. Gene Ontology annotation, cellular component: cytoplasm. Lineage: Eukaryota; Metazoa; Chordata; Mammalia; Carnivora; Felidae. Gene Ontology annotation, molecular function: protein tyrosine/serine/threonine phosphatase activity. Gene Ontology annotation, biological process: protein dephosphorylation. The transcript has 2 exons.